Messenger RNA from Colletotrichum fioriniae, 1998 nucleotides. NCBI's taxonomy places the organism in Eukaryota, Fungi, Ascomycota, Sordariomycetes, Glomerellales, Glomerellaceae. The record is from RefSeq and is a predicted model, not a curated record.
AUGUCUGCCGCUUCGUCUCCCACUCGAUCGACGAAAAGUCCUUCGCCGGAGACCACCCGCGUCCCUUCUGUAGCCAAAUGGGGCGCCGCCUGCGCGCCGUGUGCGACAGCAAAAGCAAAGUGUCUUCGAUCAAAUACGACGCCCGGGUCAAAGUGUGAUAGGAAAACAACCCAGCUUGAAGAACGUCUCAACCGCUUGGUAAACACCCUACGGGUAUCAGGAAAUGUGUCCACCCUCCCGAGUGGCCCAUCUACCGGCCAGCCAGUGCUGCCAGGCCCAUCAAGACACUCAUACCCAAUCUCCAACCCGUCAGUCUCCCUACUCUCAGGACAACCAAUACCAGCGGACUUCUACUCCCAAAGCCGCGUCUCCCCUUGGGACGUCGAAGACCUCGCCGACAUCAGACCCAUCAACAUCCCCGAGACCUACAACUCCUUCGUGCCCCCGACAUGCAUAUGCAAGCCCGAGCCGGGGGAAGCCCCGCCCCCUCCCGACACGGACGAGAACCUCCUCAAGAUCUACCGCGCCAAGCUGGCGCCGUGCUUCCCGUUCGUUCUGGUGCCGGAUGACGUCUCCGCCACCACGCUCGGCGCGACGAGGCCGUUUCUGAUGGCUGCUAUUCGCAUGGUCUCGUCAUACCGGAGCAUGAAGUCGAUGCGGGGGCAAAUGUAUCGUCUUCUGAACCACGUUGCUGACCACAUGCUCCUGAGAUCGGAGAGGUCGUUUGAUCUGCUGCUUGGCAUCUCAAUGGACAUUCACCAGAUUGAUUCUAUGAGAUAUUCGGGGUACAUGCAACAAUGUUUACGAGAAUUAGAAGAUGACGUGGAGUAUGAGUCGGAUAUUCACCUCGGCUACAUUGUCCGGAUACAAAGGCUCUGCGAAAGGAUCUCAGACCUAAGGUCGAAAGACUAUCUAGACGAGGAAGGGGACGAGAGUACUCGAGCACCUCUCUCAGCCUACGUCUCUGGAUUCAGAGCGGAAUGGAACAAACUCCAAACCAGCAUGCCCCCUACCUUGAAAAACAACGCCUACCUCCAAGUAAGAAUGGCCACCCUCCGCCUCCGCAUCCACGAACCCCCCAGAAUCGACGCCGAGCUCCUCGCCUCCCUCUCCAAAUCCCUCGACUCCAUCAGCGCAGGCUCGACAUCCGCCCUCGACGCCUUCUACCAAUCUAACGCAGCACUCAAAGGCUGGUUCGAAACAUGGUUGUCGGUGCCCCAAGAAUUCUUCUAUUGCAUACCAAUCUCGAUAGCCUCGCAUAUGGUCUACGCCGUCAUGAUGAUGAGCCGCUGGUCCUGGCUUACCACAAGAGGUAAGACACCGCCCGAGCCGCAGACGGAUCCGACAGACCCGUCACAGGAUAACCCCAAUGUUGCGCUCGCGGCCAUGGAAGCCGCCAUCAGCCCCAACACACCUGCAUCGACGUCGACCCCGUCGGCUGAGACGAAGGGGUCUUCGCCAUGGCAGACGACGUUGCCUGAUAAGGAUCUGCCUCAGGUGCUGGCUGCGCUCAAGGCACGGCUCUCUACGCAGCCUGAUCUGAUGCUUGAUGUGGAGGGGUACCUCAACCGGAUCAUCGCCCAGCUGCAGACCAUUGACGCGCUGUACUCUGAAAUGUCCGUUGACGAGGGCGAGUGGCGCGGCAACAUCUGGAGCCUGGGCGCGACAAAGGUCAAGAUUGCGAUGCUGAGACAGCAGAGGUGGUCCAAGAUUAUUGCCUCACAGGCGGAGGAGCGGGAACUGGAGAUCCAGGGCGCGGGAGGGGAGCAACUUGGGCUGGGGGAGAUUGAGAUGCAGGAGAAUUUUCUUGCGUCGUUGCAGAUGCCCGAGUGGGAUGCGAGUAUGGUCUGGGAUCCGCACACGUAUUAUGAUCCCAUGCCUCAGGACCCGGCGCUCUGGAGUGAUGUUGUUCCUGGGGAUCAGGAUUGGGGGACGGGUGUGAAUGGGAUAGGAGGGAUGGGUUCACUUGGCCACAUGCCGGUGGGGAGGUAUAUGUAA